AUGCCAAUACCGAUUGAAAAAAUUAAAGUAGUUGAAGAAAUUGAACGUUUAGAAGAUGAAGAUGAACCGGAUAAACAGCGUAGAAUCCGACAAUUAUUAGAGACAACCAACGACCAGUUAUCAUUCAUUGAUUCGAAACAUCAUGUACGUUGGCAUAAUGAGGCAGUAGUUAAUCAAGAGUCGUUACGGCGUUAUCGAACCAUGGGGGAUGGAGAUAUAAUAACACUACCAAAUGAACAAUCUCUCGAUGCUUCUGUAAGGCGACGUUAUAUCGCGCAUUGGGGCUUGCCGGAGUGGCUUGGUGAUAAUCAUUUUUUACUUCAAAAACACCGUCCACCAGCUAAUUCUGUUCGUGAAUGUUUGAUAUCUAUAGCAUCAAUUCAUAGUGAAACGGUCAAUAUUUGGACACAUUUAAUCGGUGCAUUAUGCAUCACUGUUACCUAUAUUUUAUUUAUUAUUGAUAAUUAUCGGCAAAUGGAUAUUAGUGAUUUCAUUAGUUUUAGUUCAUUUUUUCUAUCAGCAACGUUAUGUCUGAGUUUUUCAACAUUAUUACAUGUUUUCAUCAAUUAUUCUCCGCGUAUUAUGAUAAUUGUUUCAAAAUUAGAUUACUUAGGCAUAAAUAUUUUGAUAUUUGGGUCGAUGGUACCCGUGCUUCAUUAUUACUUUUAUUGUAAUUUAAAACUGAAAGCACUGUAUAUUGGCAUAUUAUUUGUGUUAUCCGUUGCAUCCAUGGUUGGUACAAGUUCACCAGCAUGUUCACAACCACGUUGUCGACCAUUCAAAGCUAUUCUGUUUAUUGUACUUGGUCUCUAUGGUGUUGUACCAUCAAUUCAUGCGUGCAUUAUCUAUGGUAUGCAUAGAAUGAUGCAAAUGGGUUUUUUUUAUAUAUGUAUAAUGGCUGUAUCCUACAUUUUUGGUGGUGUUAUGUACGGUGUACGUAUUCCUGAACGAUUUUUUCCGGGAAAAUUUGAUAUUGUAGGACAAAGUCAUCAGAUAUUGCAUGUCGCAGUGCUCGUUGCCAUUUAUUUCCAUUUUUAUGCAUGUUGCUCCUUGUUUAAUUACGUCGUGGUCAACGAAAAGUGUAUAGAACCAAUCACAAUUAAACAAGUGGUUUCCGCCGAGUCACUUUCCAAAUGA
Molecule: messenger RNA, 1137 nt
Organism: Didymodactylos carnosus
Lineage: Eukaryota; Metazoa; Rotifera; Eurotatoria; Philodinida; Philodinidae
Source: the annotation of a GenBank genome assembly